Molecule: messenger RNA, 1180 nt
Organism: Seriola aureovittata
Lineage: Eukaryota; Metazoa; Chordata; Actinopteri; Carangiformes; Carangidae
Product: Rieske domain-containing protein
Exons: 4
Coding region: 238-765 (175 amino acids)
Molecular function (GO): 2 iron, 2 sulfur cluster binding
Source: RefSeq, a predicted model, not a curated record
AACGCUGACGAAGUUUCGUUUGCAUUUUAGAAUUUGACACAUGUCCAAAUUAAUGUUGAAGGCCUGAUAAAGCAUUUGCGCAUUUCUGUGUGUAAUUUUAGCAAGAUAAAGUCUUACGUCCCGCCCAGGACGUGUGACCAAAUUACUAUAUUCAGCAAACAGUUGCCAUGCUGCCAGACCAGUCAGAGAUGUAACCAGACUACGUUCAAAGGAAACUUGCAGUAAGAAAUUAUCAAGAUGUCUUCUGAAGGAGAGACUUCUCAGACUUCCUCAUCCUCCUCCUCCUCCUCCUCACCAACUCCUUCUGCCUCACACUUCAUCGGGAAGAAGGAGGACAUUGUCAAGGCGGGGCGCGUGACCAAGCUGGUGAAUGGAUGCAGAGACGUACUGGUCCUGUACCACCAGGGGCAGCUUCAUGCAAUGGACAUGCGCUGCUACCAUUCAGGUGGUGCAUUACAGUAUGGAGACAUUGAGGAGUUUAAUGGGCGGAUGUGCAUCGUGUGCCCAUGGCACAAGUACAAGAUCACACUAGCAGAAGGGGAAGGGCUUUACCAAGCUGUGGACGAUCCUACAGCCAAACCCCUGAGAACUCACUGGUGCUCCAAGGGAGUCAAACAGAGGAUUCACAAGGUCACUGAGGUCAACGGGGAUGUAUAUGUAACACUGAACAACUCCAGCGACACCAUUGAGUCAGACGUCUACCAGACUGAGAAAUACAGGACUGUCUUGCUCAAGGCCCAGCCAAAACCCAAGCCCAAGAAAUAACACAGGAUUUGUUGAAUAUACAAAGCAUGCCUCAAGGACAAUUUUGGAAGUUUUGUUUUAUUGGGGAACAUUAAUAGCUUCAAGAGGAGGAUAUGCAGGAUGUGUGUAAUUCAGUAAAUAUUUAAUGUAUAAAAUGGCUGGCAUUUUUUACUUCAUUCAAGAACAUUUUGUUUUGCUACAGAAUAUUAGGGAUUAUAAUUAUUAAAUAAAAUCAGAUUAAUUGCUUCAAGGCCAAUUUUGGAAGCUUUGUUUUACUGGGAAACAUUAAUACCUUCAGGAGGAGGAUAUGCAGGAUGUGUAUUUAAUUCAGUAAAUAUUUAAUGUAUAAAUGUCUGUCAUUUGUGACUUCAUUCAACAACAAUUUGUUUUGCAACUGAAUAUUAGGGAUAAUAAUUAUUAAAAAAUAUACUGUUUA